AUGGCUUCGGCGGUGCCCGAGACGGAGAUCAGGGAGGUGUUCAAGCUCUUCGAUUCGGAGGGCGGCGGCAUCAAAAUCAAGGAGAUCGGGACGGUGAUGCGCAGUCUCGGCAUAGCAUGCCCUGAGGCAAUGCUCAGGGUGUUUAACGAGGAGGCGACGAAGAGAGGGAGCACCUGCUCGUUUGGGGACUUCCUGGCGUACUUCAGGCGCGCCGAGGCAGAAGAGGUGAACAACGCCACGGACGUUGCCAAGGAGAUGCAGGGCCUCAAGACCGGGCUGAACCGCUACUACGAGAAGAUGUCCAUCAAGCAGGCCAAGGAGGCUGGCCCAGACAUGGUCAAGCUCGCGGACCUCAAGCAUGUCAUGUCCAUCAUGGGCGAGAAGUUGUCGGAGGAGGAGGUCGAGGAGAUGGCCCGCGACAUCCGGACCACCUGCAAGGUGGAGGAUGGGCGCGUGAGCUUCGACGAUUUCGUGAACUUGUGCAAGGGGUGA
This is a messenger RNA of Prorocentrum cordatum, 492 nucleotides long. The record is from the annotation of a GenBank genome assembly. NCBI's taxonomy places the organism in Eukaryota, Dinophyceae, Prorocentrales, Prorocentraceae.